UUUCCGGUUGGCUCCGGCUAGAAGGUUGAAUAUUGGGUGUCCUGAGAGGUCAGAUUGCCGUCAGACAUGGCCCCAGGACAUGGGCACGAACAUGGACAUGGUCAUGGUAAACUGGAACUGCCAGAUUACAGACAGUGGAAAAUCGAAGGGACACCAUUAGAAACGGUGCAGAAGAGGCUUGUCACACGAGGACUGAGGGAUCCAUGGGCUCGCAAUGAGGCUUGGCGGUACAUGGGCGGCUUUGCACACAACAUCACCUUCAUGAACGUAUUAUUCAAAGGAUUCAAGUGGGGGUUCGCUGCGUUUGUGGUAGCUGUAGGGGCUGAAUAUUUCCUGACUUCCCAGAAUGGUGAUAAGAAGCAUCACUGAAGAGAGCACCUGGAGCCAUCUUGUGACGUUGCUUUCAUAAAAAUAAGAUUUCCUCCUUGGCUGUAUGUUUGUCCUUGAAAAAAUAUGGUUCAAUAAAGUAAGGAAAACUA
This is a messenger RNA of Acomys russatus (golden spiny mouse), 479 nucleotides long. It is a transcript of the gene Ndufb3, whose product is annotated as NADH:ubiquinone oxidoreductase subunit B3. Gene Ontology annotation, cellular component: mitochondrion. The record is from RefSeq and is a predicted model, not a curated record. Gene Ontology annotation, biological process: mitochondrial respiratory chain complex I assembly; electron transport chain. The transcript has 3 exons. NCBI's taxonomy places the organism in Eukaryota, Metazoa, Chordata, Mammalia, Rodentia, Muridae. The coding region runs from base 67 to 369 and encodes 100 amino acids.